CUCAAAAUCAAUCACAAUUUACCUACGCACAACACACAUAUAUAUUAUAUAUAAAAAUCAUUAUUUAGUGAAAAAUGACGCUUUCGACCUCGGCCGCUUUAGCCGUUGCCUUAGCUUCCGCCUUUCUCCUCCAUCUCUGCCGAUGCCACCCUAACAAUAAUAAUCCGUCUCCUUAUUCCCCGAAUUGCCCCCCUGAUGCUGAACCUGACCUAGUCGCUUUCCCUUUGAAUCUCGAGUACUUGGAGGCCGAAUUUUUCUUGUGCGGCGCUCUCGGCUAUGGGCUCGACACAGCAUCUCCCGGCCUCAGCAACAAAGGCCCAAAGCCCAUCGGCUGCCAGAAGGCCAACCUAAGCCCGUUCGUCAGAGAUAUCGUCACCCAAAUGGCUUAUCAGGAAAUCGGACAUCUCAAGGCAAUAAGACAGACUAUUCAGCCUUCUAAUCUUGCAUUCCCGAGGCCGCAGCUUAAUCUGAGUUCAGCGGUAUUCGCAAGUAUUAUGAACAACGCCUUUGGAGGGAAUAAUAAUGAACUCAAUUCGUUCGACCCUUACGCUAACGACUUGAACUAUCUUAUUGCAUCCUACGUCAUCCCUUAUGUUGGAUUAACCGGAUAUGUGGGGGCACUGCCUUGCAUCAUCAGUCCAAUUUACAGAAGGCUGGUGGCGGGGCUUUUGGCGGUGGAAUCGGGCCAAGAUGCGAUUAUAAGGCAAAUGUUGUACGAAAAUGCCGAGACAAUAGUAAGUGGAUCCGGAUUCUACUCGGUGGCCAAUUUUACCCAAAAGAUUUCGGAACUGAGGGACAAGCUGGGAGGACGAGGGCACAAAGACGAGGGUAUAUUAGUCGACCCGAAAGAUGGUGCGGAGGGAAAGAUAUCCGGGAAUGUGCUUGCCGGUGAUGUUAAUUCGGUGGCUUUUGACCGAACCCCGGAAGAGAUUCUCGGCAUUGUGUACGGGAGCGGAGACAUGUGCGUGCACGGUGGACUUUUUCCCCAAGGAGCCACCUUCGUGGUGACCAACAGUGUCGCCCGCAAGGUCCUCUCCGGCAGGGGGUACAGGGAGUACAGGCUCGGGGACUACUCGAAUUGGCUGCAGAACAGGGUCAACGACCACUGGGGCCGGGUUAGGAGCUAUUUGGUUGACAGUAACAUUUGUCAGAGGCUGCUUCAGGCUUGUUCGACCCCGGUGGACGAUUUUUACCGAGAGCAUCUAUCUGCGCUUCAGUCUGGAUGUUGUAAGCCCUCGAAUGAUUGCAACUUCACGUACGUGAGCCCAACAAACUGGACACGGCCACAAACACCAGCUUCUAGCAACCCAGACUGUGCUCGGUGGAGCAAUGAGCCGAGAGUGCUCUGCUAUGGCUGCGACUCGUGCAAGGCUGGCCUUCUCGAUAACAUCAAGACCGACUGGAAGAGAGUUUCCGUUAUAAACAUCGUUUUCCUUGUGUUCUUAAUCAUUGUUUACUCGGUUGGGUGUUGUGCAUUUAAGAACAACCGGGAGGACAACAGUGCCUGGAAACGUGCAUAUAUAUAAGAACUAUCAUCUUCUUCAAUCACCACACUCACAACUCAAAAUCACUCAGAAUUUACAUACACACAUAUAUUUUAUAUAUAGAUAAUUAUUUGGCGGAAAAUGACACUUUCGACCUCGGCCGCUUUAGCCGCCGCCUUAGCUGCCGUCUUUCUCCUCCAUCUCUGCCGCGGCCACCAUGACAAUAGUACGGCUUCUUCUUACCCGAAUUGCACCCAUCUUGAUUCCGACAUAGUCGCUUUCCCUUUGAAUCUCGAGUACUUGGAGGCCGAAUUUUUCUUGUGCGGCGCUCUCGGUUAUGGGCUCGACAAAGCAUCUCCCGGUCUCAGCAACGGAGGCCCAAAGCCCAUCGGCUGCCAGAAGGCCAACCUAACCUCUUUCGUCAGAGAUAUCGUCACCCAAAUGGCUUAUCAAGAAAUCGGACAUCUCAAGGCAAUAACACAGGCGCUACGGAAUUCAGGGCCUAAUCUUACAUUCCCGAGGCCGCAGCUUGAUAUUCGGCCCGAGGUAUUCGCAACAAUUAUGAACAACUCCUUCGGAGGGAAUAAUAAUACACUCGACCCCCCAUUCGACCCUUACGCUAACGACUUGAACUAUCUUAUUGCAUCUUACGUCAUCCCUUAUGUUGGAUUAACCGGAUAUGUCGGGGCACUGCCUUGCAUUCUCUUCAAUCAACCUUUCAGAAAGCUGGUGGCGGGGCUUUUGGCGGUGGAAUCGGGUCAAGAUGCGAUUAUAAGGCAAAUGUUGUACGAAAAUGCCCAGAAAGAAGUAGGAAAAUAUGGAUACUCGGUUGCCAAUUUUACCAACAAGAUUUCGGAACUGAGGGACAAGCUCGGAAGACGAGGGCACAAAGACGAGGGUAUAUUAGUCGACCCGAAAGACGGUGCGGAGGGAAAUAUCUCCGGGAAUGUGCUUGCCGGUAAUGUUAAUUCGGUAGCUUUCGACCGAAGCCCGGAAGAGAUUCUGGCCAUUGUUUACGGGAGCGGAGACAUGUGUGUGCACGGUGGAUUUUUUCCCAAGGGAUGUAAUGGGGAUAUAGCAAAAAGUUGUCCCAAGAACGAAACUGAAAAGGAAAAAGAGAAAAAAGAAAAAGAAAUAUAGCGCCGCGUACGUUAUGAUAGUGUAUCACGGCACGGGACAUAUUAAAAGAAAUUGACGUCAAGAAACAAAGUAUAAUAGUACGAAU
Molecule: messenger RNA, 2709 nt
Organism: Striga asiatica
Lineage: Eukaryota; Viridiplantae; Streptophyta; Magnoliopsida; Lamiales; Orobanchaceae
Source: the annotation of a GenBank genome assembly